AAAGAUUUAGGAGUGAUAGUUGACAACAAAUUCAACUUCAAUCUUCAUAUCAACGACAUCACUCACAUGGCUUCUUUUUGUGCACGCUCACUCAUCAGAUGUUUCAUCUCCAGAAAUAAAGAUCUACUUAUGAAAGCUUUCUGCACGUAUGUACGACCACUAGUAGAAUAUUGCUCACCAGUUUGGAGUCCGCACUACAAGUAUCAAGUAUCAAGUGAUCAAGAUUGA
Messenger RNA from Helobdella robusta, 228 nucleotides. RefSeq lists its product as hypothetical. The record is from RefSeq and is a predicted model, not a curated record. NCBI's taxonomy places the organism in Eukaryota, Metazoa, Annelida, Clitellata, Rhynchobdellida, Glossiphoniidae. The annotation marks the transcript as partial. The transcript has a single exon.